Trypanosoma theileri is the source of this 1206-nucleotide messenger RNA. Its product is annotated as putative DNA-directed RNA polymerase, alpha subunit. Gene Ontology annotation, cellular component: RNA polymerase III complex; RNA polymerase I complex. The record is from RefSeq and is a predicted model, not a curated record. Bases 1 to 1206 code for a protein of 401 amino acids. Lineage: Eukaryota; Euglenozoa; Kinetoplastea; Trypanosomatida; Trypanosomatidae. The transcript has a single exon. Gene Ontology annotation, biological process: DNA-templated transcription. Gene Ontology annotation, molecular function: protein dimerization activity.
AUGAGCCACAGGGCCAAAGUGCAGAUAGGCAGCGAUAAGGCGCAGCACACAGAAACGUACAGCUCGCCGCAUACAUACAGCGGGAGUUCAGCCGUCCCACCGCCGCCAACGGUGCUGCCAGACAAACCAGCGAUAUCAAACAUUCGCAUUCAAUCCGCGGUGGCCACUCUGCCGGAACGUUUUCGCCGUGUGAAGAAAGAACAUGCGGCGGGAUCAGCAACACCGCCAGACUCCACCCGCCGUGCGGUGACGAUGACAUUUGAUGUGGAUCACAUAAGCCCCCCGGUGGCGAAUAUGUUCCGUCGUCUUAUUCUCACAGAGGUGCCAGUGCUCGCCUUUGAUCGUGUGCUCAUUGAGGAGAAUGACAGCGUGGUGCCGGAUGAACUCCUCGCACACCGCAUUGGACUCGUUCCCGUUGCCGGGCCAGUGGCGAAGAUGAUGUAUGUAACGGAGAGUCAACACACCGGCUUUGACACACUGGACGCUAGUCGUGUUUUACUCUUCGAACUCAACGCGGAGGGUCGUCGGGAUGCGCAGACAACGUGUGUGUACAGUGGUGAUCUUCGCUGGAAGCCAUUGCCGGGCCAAGAGGCGUGGGCCGCCGCCAGCAACAAUGCCAAUAAGGCAAACAAUGACAAUGAAGAAGAACAAGAGGGAAAUAAUAAUAAUAAUAAUGAUAAUGAUGAUGAUGACCGUGUCUUUCUGGUGCACCCGGAUAUCCUGCUGACGAAGUUAGGCCCUGGACAGCGGCUGCGGCUGCGGGUAGUAGCGGUGAAGGGACUCGGCGGUGUACACGCGAAGUGGUCGCCCGCCUCUGCGUGUUUCUAUGAACUGAAGACCAGCAUUCAUUUACGUGAGCCUGUGCGUGGGGAGUGUGCAGAUCAGCUGCGACAUGUGUGUCCUAAAGGAGUAUUUGGUGUGAACGCCAAUGGAGAGGCGGAGGUAGUGGAUGUGGAGAACUGUACAUUGUGCCGUGAGUGUCUGCGACAGGAUGUGCACCCCGAUUUCGCCAAUAAGGUCGUUAUUGAAAAAGAUAAAACACGCAUACGAUUUACUAUUGAGAGUAUUGGACAAUUACAUCCCUCACAAAUAUUUCGCAACGCUCUUACACUCUUUGCGGAACGUGUGCGUGAUUUGGCCGUACGUAUUCGCAGUACAGAGGCGAACGUGACAGGUGCGGCUGCUGCAGUGCGACCGUCUGUUUAA